AUGAGCAGACGGAAGUGUUGGAUUUGCAAGAUGUGCAGAGAUGAAUCUAAGAGACUUCCUUCAAACAAUUCAAUUUCUCAGAUAUGCCAAGAGACUUUCCAGUCACCAAAAGAAGUUCUGAGAGUGCUCAUCUUCAAUACUGAGAAUAUUUGGCCCUCCCAAAGAUUCGCAUUAAUGUGUUUUUGUGAGAGCUUGCCUAACCCUCUUCUACAAAAUAGUGCUUCAAUCAGAAAAGCUCUUUUCACAUAUGGUCCAGUAGUCUAUGCAGCGUACUUAAAGAUGGAGCACAGUGACGAGAAUAUUAAAUUCUGGAUGGCAUGUGAAACCUAUAAGAAAAUUGCCUCACGGCGGAGCAGAAUUUCUAGGGCAAAAAAGCUUUAUAAGAUUUACAUCCAGCCACAGUCCCCUAGAGAGAUUAACAUUGACAGUUCAACAAGAGAAACUAUCGUCAGGAAUAUUCAAGAACCCACUCAAACGUGUUUUGAAGAGGCUCAAAGGAUAGUGUAUAUGCACAUGGAAAGGGAUUCCUAUCCCAGAUUUGUAAAGUCAGAAAUGUACCAGAAACUUUUGAAGACUAUUCAGCCCAACAACAAUUCCUAA
Messenger RNA from Leptonychotes weddellii (Weddell seal), 600 nucleotides. NCBI's taxonomy places the organism in Eukaryota, Metazoa, Chordata, Mammalia, Carnivora, Phocidae. The record is from RefSeq and is a predicted model, not a curated record.